AUGGGCCUGUCCAACAUCAACGAGCUCAUUGACGCCUUUAGGGCGAUUCCCAAGCUCACGUGCCGUGACGAUUUCAAUCGCUGGGACGCACACCUCGAUCUGGCACUGCGUAUAACGAGUACCAGAAAAUAUCUGCACGACGAGCCGCCCUCUCUGCCAGCUACCCCUACACCCGAGGCGACGCGCGAUUACGCCGAAUGGGCGGCAUGCGAUGGCCAAGUGGCGGCGCUCAUCCUGACCACAUGCAGCGACACGGCACUGGGUCUCACCAGGCACCUGCUUGACGGCGACCACAAGACUGUGCCAGGCGCAGCGCGGCGGGUGUACGACGAGCUCGUCAAGCGUUACAAGCCGCUGCGCGCGUUUGAGUGUUUCGAGCUUGGCACGCGGUUCAUGUACGGCACCAAGUGCCAGGACUCGGCGGAGGGAGUGAAGCUGUACGUUGCCGAGAUGGCUUCGCUGGCGGCACGACUGAAAAAGCUCGAGUUUGACGAAAACGACUACAUGAUCACUGUAGCGCUCAAUACCAUGCCGAGCCGGUUUCACCAGUACAAGGUUGCGGCGUGCCGUUCAAGAUGGAGAACGGCGAAACAUUGA
Messenger RNA from Apiotrichum porosum, 597 nucleotides. RefSeq lists its product as uncharacterized. NCBI's taxonomy places the organism in Eukaryota, Fungi, Basidiomycota, Tremellomycetes, Trichosporonales, Trichosporonaceae. The record is from RefSeq and is a predicted model, not a curated record. Bases 1 to 597 code for a protein of 198 amino acids. The transcript has a single exon.